Messenger RNA from Aspergillus wentii DTO 134E9, 1551 nucleotides. RefSeq names its product glycosyltransferase family 20 protein. Gene Ontology annotation, molecular function: alpha,alpha-trehalose-phosphate synthase (UDP-forming) activity. Gene Ontology annotation, biological process: trehalose biosynthetic process; cellular response to heat. Gene Ontology annotation, cellular component: alpha,alpha-trehalose-phosphate synthase complex (UDP-forming); cytosol. The transcript is spliced from 5 exons. The coding region runs from base 1 to 1551 and encodes 516 amino acids. The record is from RefSeq and is a predicted model, not a curated record. Lineage: Eukaryota; Fungi; Ascomycota; Eurotiomycetes; Eurotiales; Aspergillaceae.
AUGCCUUCUCUCGAACCCCCCCCUCAAAACGAGGCGAGAUUGCUCCUCGUCUCGAACCGAUUGCCGAUCACCAUCAAGCGCUCCGAAGACGGCAAAUAUGACUUUUCCAUGUCGUCGGGUGGUUUGGUUAGUGGCCUGAGUGGCCUGUCGAAAUCUACGACUUUCCAAUGGUAUGGCUGGCCCGGGUUGGAAGUUCCGGAGGAGGAGAUCCCCGAGGUCAAGCAACGGUUGAAGGAUGAAUAUGGGGCUGUUCCAGUGUUUAUCGACGAUGAACUUGCGGAUCGACAUUACAAUGGGUUCUCCAACUCUAUUCUUUGGCCGCUUUUCCAUUACCACCCCGGUGAAAUUACGUUCGACGAGUCCGCUUGGGAUGCGUACAAGGAAGCAAAUCGCCUUUUCGCCAAGGCUGUUGCGAAAGAAGUUAAGGAUGGAGAUCUUAUCUGGGUUCACGACUAUCAUUUGAUGCUGCUUCCCGAAAUGCUGCGAGAGGAGAUCGGAGACAGCAAGGAGAAUGUCAAGAUCGGCUUCUUCCUCCACACUCCGUUCCCCAGUAGCGAGAUCUACAGAAUUCUGCCGGUCCGUAAUGAACUGUUACUGGGUGUUCUUCACUGCGAUCUCAUCGGUUUCCAUACUUAUGACUACACACGACAUUUCCUGAGCGCUUGCUCACGAUUGCUGGGGCUCGCAACAACUCCUAAUGGUAUCGAAUUUCAAGGAAAGAUUAUUGCCUGCGGCGCUUUUCCGAUCGGUAUUGACCCAGAGAAAUUCCAAGAGGGCCUUAAGAAGGAAAAGGUCCAAAAGCGGAUAGCAACGCUCGAGCAGAAAUUCCAGGGCGUGAAGCUCAUGGUCGGCGUUGAUCGUCUUGAUUAUAUAAAAGGUGUACCUCAGAAGCUGCAUGCACUGGAGGUCUUCCUUAGUGACCAUCCAGAAUGGGUUGGAAAGGUUGUUCUUGUCCAGGUCGCUGUUCCCAGUAGACAGGAUGUCGAGGAAUAUCAGAAUCUGAGGGCAGUGGUGAACGAGUUAGUUGGCAGGAUCAAUGGGAAAUUCGGCACUGUCGAAUUCAUGCCCAUUCAUUUCCUCCACAAGUCCGUCAACUUCGAUGAGCUCAUUGCUCUAUAUGCAGUGUCAGAUGCCUGCAUUGUGUCGUCUACCCGAGAUGGUAUGAACCUGGUAGCAUACGAGUAUAUUGCAACACAGCAAAAGCGUCACGGUUCUUUGGUGCUUUCAGAAUUUGCCGGGGCAGCCCAGAGUCUCAACGGUAGUAUAAUCAUCAACCCUUGGAACACAGAGGAGCUUGCUGGUGCCUACCAGGAAGCUGUAACGAUGAGCGACGAGCAGAGAGCUCUUAACUUUUCCAAGCUGGAUAAAUACGUUUCGAAGUAUACAAGUGCCUUCUGGGGUCAGUCUUUCGUGACCGAGUUGACAAGGAUAUCUGUGACUUCGGCGGAGAAGUUUCAGACCAGAAAAGCUGCCUUGGCCGCGAGCUCUCAUGUUGGAGAGCAUGUGAAUGGUAGUGAGAUUCCAGGCGAUCAUCAGUUGACACACUCAUGA